This is a messenger RNA of Abrus precatorius (Indian licorice), 1392 nucleotides long. Its product is annotated as E3 ubiquitin-protein ligase PRT1-like. Lineage: Eukaryota; Viridiplantae; Streptophyta; Magnoliopsida; Fabales; Fabaceae. Gene Ontology annotation, molecular function: zinc ion binding; ubiquitin protein ligase activity. The record is from RefSeq and is a predicted model, not a curated record. The transcript has 6 exons. Gene Ontology annotation, biological process: proteasome-mediated ubiquitin-dependent protein catabolic process. Bases 249 to 1382 code for a protein of 377 amino acids.
AUUUUGUGGCAUUCUCUCUCUGCGUUGUAGAACAUUUUAGAAAAUGGAGAACAUCGAAGUUAGAAACUUUGUGGACAACGAAUAUGAAGAAAUCCCCGAUUCCUUUACUUGUUGCGUUUGUCUGGAUAUGCUAUACAAGCCAAUUGUGCUAUGUAAGGAAGCAUUAUUUUCUACAAAUACAUAUGAAUAUUAUAUUAGUGUGAUAAAUUCUCACUCAUUCUCCCUCUCUAUUUACAGCUUGUGGUCACAUGUGUUGUUUCUGGUGUGUCUAUAAAUCAAUGAAUUGUUUGCGUGAGUCUCAAUGUCCAAUAUGUAGACAUCAAUACUAUCACUUUCCAACAGUCUGCCAAAUGCUUCACUUUUUGCUUCUUAAGAUUUUUUCUGUUGCUUACAAAAGAAGGGAAAAUCAAAUUCUUGAGGAAGAAAAGAAAUCAGGCCUCUACUCCCCUCAAUUUGAUCCUAAUACAUGUGAAUCACAAGCUAAAUUUGGUCAUGCCAGUAUCCCUUCGUCCUCCUCUAUUAUGAAUUCGGCACACAACUCAUGCAAUGUGAGAACUUCAGAAUGUACGAAACAAUCAGAGUCCUUUGCCCAUAAAGAAGAUGAAAGCAUCAUCAAUUAUGAGCACUCUUCUGAUGGAAAGCCUAACAACAUUAUUGAGACUUCUAUGGAAGGAAAAAAUUUGCUUCAGGAAGAGUUUUCUCUGCAACAGAAAAUAUCAAUUGUAGAUGUGAUGUGUACGACGUGCAACCAAUUACUCUUUCAUCCUGUAGUUCUUAAUUGUGGUCAUGUACACUGUGAAACUUGUGUCAUUAAAAUAGCUGAUGAGAUGCUUAGAUGUCAAGUUUGUCAAAGUCCACAUCCAAGAGGAUUUCCAAAAGUGUGUUUGGAGUUUGAUCACUUUUUGGAGGAACAGUUUCCUAUAGAAUAUGGACAACGAAAAGAUGCUACAGAAUUAAGGCAAAUCGAAGUCAAAGGUUCAUUGGAUGAUGGUAACAAGGGAGAAAAUAUAGAUCGGUGGUCAAAUCUUAAAUCAAAGGUUCACAUUGGAAUUGGUUGUGAUUAUUGCGGGAUGUUUCCAAUACUUGGAGAUAGAUAUAGAUGCAUUGAAUGCAGAGAGAAGAUGGGUUUUGAUCUUUGUGGUGAUUGUUAUAAAUCUCGCUCCAAGCUUCCAGGUCGAUUUAAUCAACAACACACCUCAGAGCAUACGUUCAAGCAUAUACAACCAAAUAUGGUUUAUAAUAUACUGAUGAGACUAGCCACAGGGCAAUUACCGAGCAGUUCUGUUGACAUGGAUUUAUUAGAAAAUUUAGAAAUUACUGAUAGAAUACUUUUGGUUGAUGAUGAUGAAGAUAACCAAAAUGAUUCUGAAGACAGCAAUUGAAAGGUUGAGC